Messenger RNA from Aspergillus sclerotioniger CBS 115572, 312 nucleotides. RefSeq lists its product as uncharacterized. Lineage: Eukaryota; Fungi; Ascomycota; Eurotiomycetes; Eurotiales; Aspergillaceae. The transcript has a single exon. The record is from RefSeq and is a predicted model, not a curated record. The coding region runs from base 1 to 312 and encodes 103 amino acids.
AUGACCUUCACCGAACACAUCGUCUACUGGGACGUAAAGCCCUUCGACGACUGGUUCGAGCCAUCCGACGCCUUCACCGCCCAAACAGGCAUCACGCACUGGGCCGUUAGCAGCGAAUCCCGAUCAGGAAUCUAUCGCUACAUUCUCUGGAUCUUUCUCGAGAGUGGUGCCUCUGGGUUUGGCCGCGACUACCGAUUUGUUGAUGAAUCGGGCGAUACGUAUUGUUUGACCUGCUGGACUGAUGGUAAUCAUUCUUUGAACUAUAAUUCCGACAAGCCGAAUAUUGUCAGGGUGUUUGCUGAGGAUAAGUGA